AGUGACCCACAUGUCUCCUAGCAACAGGACCUGUCAACAAGGAGUAGACAUGGCCCAUAAACGCUAAGUUUCUUUUAAUUUUCAUCCACCUGUACAGUACUGUCUGGUUUAUUUUGUGGCUUUCAGUGUUUAUUUAAGAUGUAGUGAGAAACAACGCUAUAUUCAUUAAACGUGUUUAGUCUUUUAACGUCUUAAAAGUGUUUAAAACAUGAUGUGAACUGUCAGUCAGCGCCAGUGAAAGUAUUAAGUUAGAGAAUGCACGUCCAGUGGAGUCACUUAUCCAGCAGGAAUAUGCCAUUCAGACCUCACACAAGGUUGAUGUUUUUAACCUCCCACAAUUCACAACAAAACUCUACCAGAAGUGUGUCGGCUCACUCACUAUGUCAGCGCACACAAGCUGGGCACACUAACCGCUGGCAGCUGGCAGGUGCUUUAGGCAGUGACCUGCUGGGUCAGGCACAGGUUCGGAGGGCAGAGGAGUUUGGUGAUAAAUCAGGAGACAGAAAAAUUAAAUCAGCUGACCCCAUGACACUCCACUGGCACGAGGAUGCCACUAGCUGCCCACAAUCCCCUUUGCCACGUCUCAUUCACCCGCUCUCGGCCAGCCGACGUACCAGACUCUGCAAAGAUGUCACAUGGUCUUCAAAGCUUGACACUCAAGAGGAACAAUUUUACAUUUUGUCUCGCAGAUUGACCCAAAAUGCUAAACCAGAUGCAGUACUGGAAUGUCUGGGGGUCAGGUGGGAGCUGCAUUGCUCUGUCUUGAGCUAUUCAGACACAUUAUCUGAGCUGUAUAGCAACAGCAAAAGACAGAGGGAUGUUCAGCUACAAGAGAGAGCUGCCAUACAUAAAAACAGCAAAGUUAAUAGGUCUCAGUGUGAAAGAGGACUGGUUUACAGAAAGUGGCAUCUCAGCGGCGCUUUGAUUCUCCGACUGCCUGUCAAAGACGCCUCCAUCAAUAAAGAGGCUUUGUCUUUUGCCCUGCGGACCCUGUACGACCAAGAGGAACGCCCCAGUGAGUGGGGAGAGGCUGUGCUCUCUACUGCUGCAUUACUGGGAAUGUCAAACCUCUUCCAGAAGUGUCUUAAAGAGAUGUUGGCAAAUAUUUCAUCACUGACUGUGUGCAGCUUUCAUCGGGUGUCCUGCAAGCUUAAAGAGACUGUUCUCCAGAGAGCAUGCGAGCGCUGGUUGGAGCUGUUCCUGGUGACUGAACUCUCCUUCCAUAUAAAACUCAGAGAUUUGCCCUUUGACCUCCUGCUGAAGACCCUGCUUAGUCCAAGACUGUUCACAUCUAAUGAGUAUGAGGUCUUGAGAGCAGUGCUGUGCUGGCUGUACCUGCAGUUAAACCCCCUCAGACAGACCCUACCAGCCCACAGCACCAUCAUCACCUUCUUCUCCAAGGAAAUGGCUGUUUUCUUGGAACAGCCUCAGGGUCAAAAAUACAUCACUAUCUUUCAAGCCCUUCGUAUGCAUGGCAUUACUGAAUGGCAGCAUCUGCAGGAGCUGCAAAACAUCAGAGUUCUUCCUGAAUCCUGGCUGCUGCACAUCCUGUCCAAUCAUUACCACACUCUUUACAGCGGGGGCGACCUGGUAUUGACUGACUUCUCCAAACAAGCUAUCCGUUUUGGAAUGAUGUUUGAUAGGGAACAAGUGUGCUGCACUCAAACCAUCAGCAUCUAUGGCUUUUACUUUCUUCUCCAAGCUGCUAAAACGGGCGAAUCAGAUACAUACAGCUUCUCCAUUGAGAGGUUAAGACACUGGGAUCCUGCUGUGUGCCAGUCUUCCAUUGUGAGCCGUCCAUACAGUGUGCGAUCUGAUCGAUCAGUGCGCUAUCAAAUCACAGUGCAAAGCUAUGCCAAUGGCGAGUGGCAAGAGCACAGCAGUGGACCUGUCAAUCAAGAGUUUGGCUUAUGCAAACGCCGCUCUAGGAGCAAGCCGUUCCUGAUUGAAGGACUUUCUUCUCCCAUCCUGGUGACCUUUGCUCUGGCAUUCCCAUUUUGAGCUUGCAUCUUGCCCCCUUUCCAUAGUAAAUAUAUUAAUGGAUUAUACAGAAUGGCAAAAUGCUUUUGUGUUUUUCUUGUUCGUGUAUGGUGGACACUAUGUCUAAUAA
Sinocyclocheilus anshuiensis is the source of this 2110-nucleotide messenger RNA. It is a transcript of the gene btbd16, whose product is annotated as BTB (POZ) domain containing 16. The transcript has 17 exons. Bases 256 to 2001 code for a protein of 581 amino acids. The record is from RefSeq and is a predicted model, not a curated record. NCBI's taxonomy places the organism in Eukaryota, Metazoa, Chordata, Actinopteri, Cypriniformes, Cyprinidae.